Rotaria sp. Silwood1 is the source of this 5055-nucleotide messenger RNA. NCBI's taxonomy places the organism in Eukaryota, Metazoa, Rotifera, Eurotatoria, Philodinida, Philodinidae. The record is from the annotation of a GenBank genome assembly.
AUGCUCAAUCGAGAUUAUGUGAAUGGUCUAAUACACAAUAAUGAUGCUUUUGCAUUCUUGAGAUGUGAUCGAUCUUCACCAGCAUUCUGGGAACUAAAAAAAAAAGAAGUUAUGGCAAUGAUUAGGCAGUUAGGCUGUGCAACCAUUUUUCUAACAUUAUCGGCAGCAGAAACAAAAUGGUCAGAACUAAUUGUAAUAUUGACUCAAGUGUUGGAAAAUAAAGUAAUAACAUUAGAGGAAGCACAAAACAUGAGUUAUCAAAAGAAAUGUGAUUUGAUAAGAAAUGAUCCUGUAACAUGCGUUCGUUAUUUUGAACAUAGAAUAAAAUGUUUAUGGGAAAUACUAUCGGCUCCUUAUGGUCCAUUUCAAGGCUAUGAUUUAGAAGAUAAAUAUGUCAGAGUUGAAUUCCAAGUCCGUGGCUCGCCACAUAUUCAUGCUCUAUUAUGGUUGAAAAAUGCUCCGAAAUACGACAAAGAUAAACCUGAAUCAAUUGAAAGAUGUACAGAAUUUAUUGAUAAACUGAUUUCGGUUAAUUGUAAGCCAACGGAAUUUUCCGAAGAACUUAUCAAUUUGCAACGUCAUAAGCACUCACAUACCUGUAAAAAACAUGUGAAAGAUUGUAUUAAAUGUCGUUUUGGUAUUCCAUAUUUCCCGAUGAGAAGAACGAUGAUUUUAGAACCACUUAGUGAUGAUGAAAAGUUAACUAAAAAAGAACGUGAAGAGAUAAGCAAAAAUAGACAGAACGUAAUUAAAGAACUUGACAAAAUAUCAAAAGAUACAGAUAAUUCAUUAACUUUUGAUGAAUUCUUGAAACAUAUCGAUAUGAACGAAGAAGAGUAUAUUAAAAUGAUUCGAGUCGAAUUAAAAAAAGCAAAGGUAUUCUUGAAACGUGCUCCAAAUGAAAUCAGAAUCAAUGCAUACAAUCCAAUGAUAAUGUCAUUGCACAAAGCAAAUAUGGACAUUCAGUUCGUUCUUGAUCCUUAUGCGUGCUUAAUGUACUGUGUUGAUUACAUCAGCAAAUCUGAAAAUGGAAUGUCUAAACUUUUAAGAGAAGCAUUGAAUGAGCUAAAAAAGGGCAAUAACACAGUCAAAGAACGUCUUAGAGUCAUUGCAAAUAAGUUUUUGAAUUCGAGUGAAAUUUCAGCACAAGAAGCUGUUUAUCAUAUACUAAGUAUUCCGCUUUCAAUCAGCAGUAGAAGCACUGUAUUCAUCAAUACCAACAGGCCUGAAAAUAGAAUUUCUAUGCUCAAAUCAGAUGAAAUUCUUGAAAAAUUGGAGCCUGAUUCAAAAGAUGUUUUUGUUGAAGGCUUGAUUGAUAUGUAUAUCAAUCGGCCUGAUGAAAUGAAAAAUGUCUGUUUAGCUGAUUUUGCAUCGUUAUAUAAUAUAUCAAAGAAAAAAACAGGCUAUACUGAAAUUAUAGAAAAUUCUGAUAAUGAAGGUAUCGUCGACGAUGAAAAUGAUGACAAGAAUACUGCUUUGAAGAUGAAAAAUGGAAAAGGUUGGAUAAAAAAGAGGACAAAGAAAAAAAUAAUAAGAUACAGAAAUUUUAAGUUACAUCAGGAUCCUGAAAAUUAUUACAGAGAGCAGCUGAUGCUAUUUCUGCCAUGGAGUAAUGAGGAAAAGGACCUUAUUUUUAUAAAUCAUGAAGAGACAUUUGAAUUACAUAAAGAUUUGAUUCGACAGAAAAGAUCUGAAUAUGUUCAUCGUGAAGCCAAUGAAUUUGAGCAAGCUUUUGAAGAGCAUAUGGAAAAAGAAAUUGAAAAUGAUAUCGAUGAUACAAAUGUUGAAUAUGAUCAAGAUAAGAAUGAAUUUCUCAUUUAUGAAAUAGGAAAUAGUGAAGGCGAUAUCUUUGUUGAAAUGGGACUUAAUACUCGAACUGAAAAAGUUGAACAUUUUAAUGUUCCUAAAAUAAUACCAGAUACUGAAUAUCAGGAAAUGAUGAGAAGUCUCAAUAACAAUCAAAGAAGAUAUACUUUAAAUGUGAUGAAUUUGAUAAAAAAUGGAGAUAAGCAAUUUUUUCAUUUUAUUAAUGGCGGUGCAGGUGUUGGCAAAAGUACUUUGAUCAAAGCAGUAUAUCAAUCGAUACUGAGAUUUUAUAAUUCUCUUCCUGGAUCUAAUCCAGAAACUAUUCGUACUGCAAUCUGUGCGCCAACUGGCAAAGCAGCAGCACUAAUUGAUGGAAUGACGUUGCAUUCAUUUUUAAGUUUACCAGUUAAUCAAUGCAAACAUAAACUCGUUAAACUAGACAGUGAUAUUUCAAAUAGAAUUGGAGUGAAAUUGAAAGAUCUACAAUUACUAAUCAUAGACGAAAUAUCAAUGGUUGGUUUUACAAUGUUUCAACACGUCGAUGCACGUUUGCAGCAAAUAAUGAAGUCCAAAAAACCAUUUGGCGGAGUAUCAGUCAUAGUUUUGGGCGAUUUCAAUCAAUUAAGACCAGUUGGUGAUAAAUAUAUAUUCCAAUUUAACAAUUCAUACAAUGCUUUAGUAGAUAGUUCACUAUGGUCACUGUUUGAAUUGUUCGAAUUGUCAGAGAUAAUGAGACAAAAAGAUGAUAAGACUUUCGCUAUUGCAUUAAGUAAUAUUGCGAAAGGUACAAUGACGCUUGAUGAUAUUGAUUUAUUGAAGUCACGAAUUGUUUCAAACGAAAAUUUGGAAAUGAUGAGAGAUGCAAUAAGAAUAUUUCGAAGUAAUGCUGAAGUUGAUGCAUAUAAUACAAAAGUAUUGGCCAGUCUUAAUACCGAAGGUGCAAUCGCUAAUGCUUAUGAUUUUUGUGUUGGUGAUGGACUUGCAUCAAUAAGAGAAAAAGUUUUAAACAACGUAAAGAAUCUGAAAACAACUGAAACAUACGGUUUACCACUUAAAAUUGAUUUGAAAGUGGGCGCUAAGUAUAUGAUGACAGUGAAUAUUGACACUGAAGAUGGAUUAGUGAAUGGCGCCUGUGGAAAACUGAUAAUGAUUGAUUAUGGAAAACUUCAAAAGACAAAUGAGACAGUACCAUGUCGACUAUGGAUUAAAUUUAGUGAGGAGAAGACUGGAAGAAAAGCUAGAGCUAACUUUCACAAUGUAAUGCGAAAUAGAAAUAUCGAUCUCAGUCUCACACCAAUUGAACCAGUAACACGGCAAAUAAAUACAAGAUCAACUAAUUUCAAAGUAGAACGGAAACAGUUUCCUCUAGUUCCUUCUGAAGCCAUGACUAUAUAUAAAAGUCAAGGUGGCACUUAUGAAAAAGUCGUUGUCAAUCUAAAGAAAGGAAUGACAAGAUCUGAAUUAUACGUCGCUUGUAGUCGUGCAACAAAAGCAAGUGGUUUAUAUUUAAUUGGCGACUUCGUUCCACCGAAACCACCUGAACGUAAUGAUGCAGUGGCGAUGAUGUUCAAAAGCAUGAGAUCCGAACGAAUGCUGAAAUUUUCACUUGAAUUUCCUGAAGAAGCUCAAGAAGAAAGAUUUUCGAUUAUGUUUGAUAAUGUACAAUCAUUGAAUAAACAUAUUUCAGAUAUUAAGUGUGACAAAACAUUUUUGUCUUCUUCCAUGAUAAGUCUUGUUGAAACAUGGACAAAACCAAGUGACAACUUGGAAAUUGAAGGUUUCAAGAUAGUUCACAGACGUGAUUGUGAUGAUGUACGAAAACCAUUCGGUCAAAUCAUUUAUUUAAAAAAUGAUUUGAAGUACGAAAAUAUCACCGAAAGAUAUGAAUAUUCAGGCAAAAAUCAUAUGGAAUAUUCUUCAAUAAAAAUUGAUGAUAUUUGUAUAAUUUCCAUUUACAAUUCACCGAAUUCAUCAUUCGAUAUCUUAAAACGACAGAUUAAUGAAGUUAUAACUAUUUCAAAAGGGUUUUGUCAAAAUAUAAUUGUCGUUGGUGAUUUUAAUAUAAAUUUGAAGAUCAAAGUCAAUAACAAAUUUAUUGAAUAUAUGAAAUCAUUCGGACUUAGUUUGAAUAAUACACUAAAUAGAGAUUCAACUAAUGCAAAAACGCAGAUUGACUAUUGCUUCACUAAUGUGAAAGACUUAAAAUCUGAUUAUUUUGAAAGUCUUACAAGUUUUCAUAAACCAAUAUGGAUAAGAAAACAGAAAGUUUUGACAAAGUUUCAUUUUGAUGAAACCGAAGGCAUUCGUACAAAUAUACCUUUUAAUAUUGAAGAUGUUAUAACUGAUGAUCAAUCUGACACAAUGGAAGUCGAUGAGAAAUUCGUUUUUGAAUGUCAUGAAACAGUCGAUAAAAACGAACAAAUUGACUUAGAUAUGUCUUUCCAUUUGGAAGAUCUCAAAGUUAAUGAUCCAUCUGACAUGAUGGAUAUUGAAGAAAAAUCUUCUUCCGAAAACUAUGAGAUCAUUGAUUCAAACUCAAGGAAGAUUUUGGAUCACUUUCUUUUUGCACUUGAUUUAAAUAAUACUACAGACACUGAUCAAAUUUCAAGUCAAGCUCAAGUAAUCAACGAUGUAAUUGAAAAAUCACCGUUUAUAACUAUGCAAAAUAAAGAUCGAUUCGUCCAGUUAGAAUUGGAAGCAGAAUAUUCUGUUCAAGCAUUUGACUCAGUUUAUGCUCGAACCCGCACGACUGCAGAUGGCAAUUGUUUAUAUAGUUCUCUUUCGAUAUUAAAUAUUGGAUCUGAAAAACUAACACAUUCGAUGAGAUUGUUGGCAGUAAAUGCAAUGAUCAAUAAUAGCGGUUAUUUCCGAACACUUUGUAAAUCAUUGGGUUAUUCAUUUGAAGAACAGUUGAAAAGAACUGCUAAGCAUAAAAUAUGGGGUGGAGAAGUUCAAAUUCAAGCUCUCUCUAUAGCUCUAUCUCAUCCUAUAUAUUCAUAUACCCAAUUUAACAACAGUCCAGAAAGUAGGCAUUAUAUACCACCGAAUAUUAGCUUGGAGGAAUUGAUCGAUCGAUUUAAUGAACGGACAGCAGGUGGUCAUUUGAAAUACGUAGGAUACAAAUCCGAUAUGAAUAAAUUAGGAUUAUGUGUUUACUACAAUGGUAUACAUUAUGAUGCUCUCUUACCUUUUGAAGAAAAUCCUCAACAAUUUGUACCACACUUUGACAUAAUCAACAUGAGUUUAUAA